AUGUCAUAUAAAUUAUCAAAUUCAAUCCCCGAUUUUCCUACAUUUGGAUUGCUUCCUAAGGAGGAAACUGAAGCUGCAUCAUUCUUGAAAAAACAUCCUGAAUAUGAUGGUCGUGGCAUUACUAUUGCGAUAUUAGACACUGGAGUUGAUCCUGGUGCCGCUGGUUUACAAACUACUACUGAAGGAAAACCAAAGAUUAUCGAUAUCAUUGAUUGUUCCGGCUCUGGUGAUGUAACAACAAAGGUCAUUGUAAAACCUGUUAUCAAAGAAAAUGGAGACGAGACUUUAUAUACAAUUCAAGGCUUAACUGGCCGUACUCUUAUAAUUGAUCCAAGUUGGAAUAAUCCUUCAGGAGAAUUUCGUGUUGGAAUUAAGAGAUUAUAUGAGCUAUUUCCAAACACACUGGUUAAAAGGCUUCAACAGGAGCGUAAAGAAAACUUUGUAAAGGAACAUUAUCGUCUUCAAGCCGAGGCACAACAAAAUCUCUCUACUUGGGAAGAAUCCCAUUCUGCUUCUUCGAAUCCGUCAGAAAGUGAUCUUGCAACCAAAGCGGAUCUUGAAGCGAGACUAGAAGUGCUAAAAGAUUUGUUAAAAAAUUAUGAUGACCCCGGUAUAAUUUUAGAUGUAGUUGUAUUCUUCGAUGGAAGUGAUUGGAGAGUUGUUAUUGAUGUUGAUGAAAGUUGUGACUUAAGAGGCGCUCCACUUUUGACUGAUUAUAAAAAGGAACGACAAUAUCACACUUUCAGCAAAGAAGAUAAGAUGAAUUUUUCUGUUAACAUUUAUGAUGAAGGCAACACUGUCAGUAUCGUUACUAUGUCUCAUACUCACGGAACUCAUGUUGCUGCUAUUUCUGCAGCAUAUCAUCCAGAUGAGCCUAUUCUUAACGGGAUUAUUUCAAUUAAAAUUGGCGACACUCGAAUAGAUGGUAUGGAAACUGGUGCUGCAUUAGCAAGAGCUGCCAUAUCACUCGUAGAAACGAAAUGUGAUCUUGCUAAUAUGAGUUUCGGUGAAGCAACAUCUGUACCAGAUCAUGGUCAUUUCAUUAGAUUAAUUCGUGAUGAAGUUAUUGGAAAAUAUGGUUGCAUAUUCAUAAGUAGUGCUGGAAAUAAUGGUCCUGCUUUGAGCACAGUUAGUGCACCUGGUGGUACUUCUAGUGACAUUAUUGGGGUUGGUGCUUAUGUUAGUCAUUCAAUGAUUCAAGCUGAAUAUGCGCUUCUCGAAUCAGUUCCUGAACGUUCGUACACAUGGUCUUCUCAAGGCCCUGCUCCUGAUGGUGAUAUUGGCGUUGAAAUUUAUGCACCUGGAGGUGCUAUCACAUCUACUCCACAAUACUCCUUAACAAAGGCUCAAUUGAUGAAUGGAACCUCCAUGUCUUCACCUAAUGCAACUGGAUGUGUAGCAUUACUUUUAUCAGGUCUUAAGGCUGUUAAUAGAAAAUAUUCUCCUUAUAUGAUUAAAAAUGCUCUUGUUAAUAGUUCAAAACAAAUAAAUGAAAAUUUUGGUGUUGGACUUUUGCAAGUUGAAAAGGCAUGGGAAUAUCUUGAAAAAUUUUACGAAAUUCCCGAUAAAGACGUUAUUUAUGAGGUCAAGAUUUCAGAUACACCGAGGAAUAAGCGUGGUAUAUACUUGAGAGAAUCACACGAGACUUCAAGUCCGCAAACUAUUAAUGUUUUUAUUAGACCUAAAUUUAUGAAAGAGCUUGAUCCAACUUCUGGAGAAAAUAAUCAAAAGAAAUUUGAACUCGAAAGUAGAUUGGCUUUGAUUAGCACACAAACAUGGGUUAGAACAACUGAUUUCUUGUUUUUAGGUAGUGGUGGUAGAUCAUUUGAUGUAAAAGUUGAUCCAACUAAUUUAUCACCUGGUGGAUUUUAUUUUGCUGAAGUUCAAGGUUAUGAUACAACUUGUCCAGAACGAGGUCCCUUAUUUCGAGUACCAAUUACAAUUACAAAACCAAGUAUUUUAACUAACGGAUCUAAAGUUUGCUUUAACAAAUUAACUUUUGGUCCUGGUCAAAUUGAAAGAAAAUUUAUCAAAGUUCCUGAAGGUGCUACAUACGCAGAUGUAACGCUUAAAUUUGCUACAAAUCAAACUACUUCACCUGCAUUAUUCUGGUUACAUAUGAUACAAUUAUUGCCAUUGAGACGGUUCACGCAUCUUGAACGUGAAUACACAUUGUAUUUUGCUAAAGGAAGUUAUGGUGAUGGUAGUGGGGAUGAACAAAUUGAAAAAAGAAGCUUUUCUGUUUGUGGUGGUCUAACCAUGGAGAUUUGCUUGGCACAAUUUUGGUCCAGUAUUGGAAAUCAUGAUAUGUCGUUAGAAUUUGUUUUCCAUGGUAUUCAAAUUUCAAACAGUGCCUUAAGUGGAAGUAGAAGUGUUUUUAUCAAUGGUGGAUAUCCAUAUAAUCGUCUGGAUAUUGUCGCACCUAUUAAACGAGAAGAAGGAAUUUAUCCUUCUAUCCAGCUUGAAACCAUCCGUAAAGAAAUUCGACCAACAGAAUCAACUUUAAAACCACUUGGUUUAGAUCGUGAUGUUCUUCCGAAUUCUCGAAGAGUACAUGCUCUAACUUUAACUUAUAAAUUCUCUACACCUGAAAAGAAUUUGUCUGUUUCACCAAAAUUUCCUGCAUUCUUUGAUCUACUUUAUGAUUCUUAUUUUGAAGAUUUCUUUGCGAUACUAUAUGAUGCAAAUAAAAAAGUUAUUGGCUAUCUAGAUAUUUAUGCCAAGACUUUUAAACUAGAAUUUAAAGGAGAUUAUAUCAUUCGUGCACAAGUUCGUCACCAAUCGCAAGAAUUAUUGGAAAAAUUGAAUAACACAGUAUGCUUUUUGGAUUAUAAUUUAACCAAAAAGAUUAAUUUGGAUGUAUACGGUCAAAUACAUGAUGUUUUCACUGCUGAAAAACCUACAGGUGUAAAAAAUUAUUUGGAAAAAGGAGAAAGGAAAGCAAUAUAUGUCGCAUCACCUAAUGAUUACUCUGUAUAUCCAAAGGAUAGUAAACCAGGCGAUUUAUUGAGGGGACGUUUGAAUUUUGUAAAUUCAAAGAUUGAUGGUGGACAAUUUUCAAUCACUUUGUUGAUUCCACCUGCUCCUACCAAAUCCAAAGAUUCUUCCAAUGGUGGAGGUGAUGAUGGGAAAGGUCCGGCGUCUAUUAGUAAUUCAGGACCAUCUGGAUCUACCGAUAAAUUAGAAAAAAAAGAUGAAAAAAUCAAUGAUGAACUUUCAGAGGCAAUUCGUGAUUUACAAAUUUCUUAUUUGAAAAAGUUUCCUGCGGAAUCAACAGCAAAAGAAGAUUUAUUUUCAGAAUUGGAAGAUCGUUAUCCGUCACAUUUACCAAUUUUUCAAACUAAAUUAGAUUUACUUCUUGAAUCUUCUGGAUCUAGUGGUGAAAAAGAAAGUUUAUCACCUGAAACAGCGAAUAAAAUCUUGGUAAUUUCCGAUGAAUUAUUAAAAAAGAUUGAUUUAGUGGAAUUAGCACAAUAUUAUGGAGUUAAACAAGAUACGAAUCUUAAUGAAGCCGCAAAAAAGAAGAAAAAAGAGAAUGAUGAUAAAAAGAAAGCUGUUAUAUUGGCUUUAGGGUCUAAAAUCCAAGCUUUAGCUAUUCUUGCGCCAACUAGUUCAUCAAGUGAUAAUUUAUCCACUCAACUGGAAGAAACUUGGAAACAACUUGCUCAAUGGUUAGAUGCAGUACCACCUAUAACAGACUUUAAGCAGUUACAAAUUUAUCUUAUACGUGAAAAACUAGAAAAACGUUAUGGCAAUGCUCUUAAGGCACUUGGAAAAUGGUUUGGAGAAACUGGAUUAGGUAAUGAUAAUAUUAAAGAUUACGAGAAAGCUUUGAAAUUAAAGAUUGAAUUUUUGAAAGAGAUUGAAUGGAAAAAUUGGGAAAAAUAUGAAGAAAAAUGGAAGACCAUUAGAAUUCCACCUGGUGGUUAUGUGCCUUUUUAA
Cetraspora pellucida is the source of this 3942-nucleotide messenger RNA. NCBI's taxonomy places the organism in Eukaryota, Fungi, Glomeromycota, Glomeromycetes, Diversisporales, Gigasporaceae. The record is from the annotation of a GenBank genome assembly.